This is a messenger RNA of Brachypodium distachyon (stiff brome), 1667 nucleotides long. Its product is annotated as arogenate dehydratase/prephenate dehydratase 6, chloroplastic. The transcript has a single exon. Bases 155 to 1369 code for a protein of 404 amino acids. Gene Ontology annotation, biological process: L-phenylalanine biosynthetic process. Gene Ontology annotation, molecular function: arogenate dehydratase activity; prephenate dehydratase activity. Gene Ontology annotation, cellular component: cytoplasm; chloroplast. NCBI's taxonomy places the organism in Eukaryota, Viridiplantae, Streptophyta, Magnoliopsida, Poales, Poaceae. The record is from RefSeq and is a predicted model, not a curated record.
AAAUCAUUGGCAGCCUAUAUUAUCCCCUUCCACAUCCUAUUCCCUGCUCAGCUUAUCGCUCUGAAGCUUCGCUAGACACCAGUUUUAGUGGUUUCGUUACCGUUACAGAGACAAGAAACAGUGGUGGAUCACGAUCAAAUUGGUGAGGUCACUCAUGGCUGCAGCGAGUUUGAUCAUGGCGCCCAUCGGGCCGACUCCUAGGAUGCCGGGCCACGCUCCGUGUCGGGCCCGUUGCGUGGUAAGGGGCUCACUUCAGGGCGCUGUCGUCAACAGCCGGACAGAGUGGCUGACAAGCUGUGCGGUGCUCUCCAGCAAGGUCGCGGCACAAGUCCCCCACUCCACCAACGGCUACGUCGCGCCGGCGGCGGCUCCGAGAGGGGCGGUGCUUGACUUAGUCCCCACGAGAGGCAUUAAUGGCAGCGCCAGUAACCUGCCGCAGCCGCUGCGGAUCGCUGACCUGUGCCCGGCACCGGUGCACGGGUCGGAGCUGCGCGUGGCGUACCAGGGCGUGCCCGGCGCGUACAGCGAGAAGGCGGCCGGGAAGGCGUACCCGGGGUGCGACGCCGUCCCCUGCGAUCAAUUCGAGGUGGCGUUCCAGGCAGUGGAGAACUGGAUCACGGACCGCGCCGUGCUCCCCGUGGAGAACUCGCUGGGCGGCAGCAUCCACCGCAACUACGACCUCAUGCUCCGGCACCGGCUCCACAUCGUGGGCGAGGUGCAGCUCCCCGUGCACCACUGCCUGCUGGCACUCCCGGGCGUGCGCAAGGAGGACAUCACCCGCGUCAUCAGCCACCCGCAGGCGCUGGCGCAGUGCGAGCACACCAUCACCCGCAUGGGCCUCAGCGUGGUCCGCGAGGCCUUCGACGACACGGCCGGCGCCGCCGAGCACGUGGCGGCCCACGGGCUCCGCGACACGGCCGCCAUCGCGUCGUCCCGCGCCGCCGAGCUCUACGGCAUGGAGGUGCUGGCGGACGGCAUCCAGGACGACUGCGGCAACAUGACGCGGUUCGUGAUGCUGGCCAGGGAGCCCAUCGUGCCGCGCACGGACCGCCCCUUCAAGACCAGCAUCGUGUUCGCGCACGGCAAGGAAGGCACCUCCGUGCUCUUCAAGGUGCUAUCCGCCUUUGCCUUCCGUGACAUCAGCCUCACCAAGAUCGAGAGUCGGCCGCACCGGCCCAUUCGCCCUGUCGAGGACGCCAACCACGGCACGUCCGCGAAGCAGUUCGAGUACAUGUUUUACGUCGAUUUCCAGGCCUCCCUCGCCGACCCGCGCGUGCAGAACGCGCUCGCCGAGGUCCAGGAGUUCACCUCAUUCUUGCGGGUGCUCGGGAGCUACCCCAUGGACAUGACUCCAAUCACUCAUAAUUGACUGCGCGAGGGAUCCUCCUCCUGUCAUCACGACAUCAUCCGAUUCCUCGUCUGUGCCUUCCUUUCUUCUUUUUUCGUGCCUUCCUCUUCUUGAUUAGAGUCGAGCUGCCGAGGAGAAUCAGUCGAGUAGGGACGCUGGUUAAUUUAUGGUCCUGUUGUCCGACUCCUCCCUCAAUGUCUGGUGUAAUUAAGUAUUCUUCUUUCUCUUGCCAUGAUUCAGGUAAUUGUCUCUUCAAAUGAUUCAGGCAAUUGUGCCAUUUAGUCCAUAUUAAACAUGCAUAUGAGAUUAAGUGAACUAA